Molecule: messenger RNA, 693 nt
Organism: Impatiens glandulifera
Lineage: Eukaryota; Viridiplantae; Streptophyta; Magnoliopsida; Ericales; Balsaminaceae
Product: keratin, type II cytoskeletal 1-like
Exons: 1
Coding region: 1-693 (230 amino acids)
Source: RefSeq, a predicted model, not a curated record
AUGACUUUUGUUCUCUCCUCUCUUCAGAAGAACGUGGUUUCUAUGGGAUCAAACAUGAUAAAAGCUUUGAACACCCAAAAAGAAGAGAGAAAGGAAUUUACUGAGGUUGUCAAAGUUCUUACUGAAUUGGACAAUACUCUAAAGAAAAACACGUAUGAGACUCACGUCUCAAAUUUAAACUUAUCCAAUUUUGAAAAGAAGCUCUACAGUCGUCAAUCUGAAAUGAUGGACCUUGAAAGGCACAUCAAUGAUGAUCGUCAUAGAGAGACUAAGGAUGAACUCAACUUGAUGAAGAACCAGAUGGUUGAAAUCCAAGGAUGGUUAAGAAGAACAGAUGGUGAACAACUGGAAUUUGCUGACUCUAUUGCAAGAAAGUUUCAAGCAAAAGAGAAUGCAAAAGUCGAUGCUGAAAGAGAUCAACCUCGAAUCACCCAAGGUGAGUCAAGCAGAAGAAGUGACGGUGUGUCAACCGGCACUAGAUCUAGACGAGCGUCAAGCAACGAUGAUAAUCCUAGGCCAACUAAAAGAGGCGGAGGUCGAAGCGGUGGUGAUCGUGGAAGCCGAAGCAGUGGUGGUGGUCGUGGUAGGCAAUCUGGCUUUGAUCAAAGAGGUCGUGCCAGUGGCGGUGAUCGUGGUGGUAGACCAAGUGGAAGCGGUCGGGGUGGUCGCAGUCUUCCUCCUUUUCUGAAUUAG